UAGUGAUAUCACUCAAGUAUCAAAUGUGAACUAAACAAUCAUAACUAAUAAGUAUUAAUUUUAAUUCUCAUUUAAACAAAAUAUUACUGUAAAACGCUUUGAACAUUACUGUCGAAGGCAUUUGUUUUUACUUUUCAGAUUUUUAUUAACCGAUUAAAGUAAUUAUUUAUUGACAAUGAAUUUUGUUGUUCCUUCAGAAUUAGAAAAUAUUUCGGAGGACCAACUUCACUUUUUGCCAUGCAAAAUACACACUAAAAGUCGUGCGAACGUCACUAACUACUUCCGACCUUACAAUCCGAAAAAUAAAAACUCUGAUAAUGUGGACAUCACUUAUUGCUCGUUUCGUGGAAAGCCAUUAAUCGGUACCCAAUUAGAAAUUCCGAAUGGCUACAAGGGCGUGUUCUGUGAGAUAGCUCAAAGUGAUCAUGAAGAAAAACAGACUUUGACUGCCAAAUGUAGUUUUGAAAAAUUAACAUACUGGAAUUGGGACAAAGAACCAACAAAAGAAGAUAAUUUUUUAUCAGCAUUAGAUUGGAUCGGUAUUUCUGAAGCAUUACAUAACUAAUAUUUUAAUUUUAUAACCAGUUACUACUGGCUUUAGGUUUUUUUAAUGCUUAGUUCAUAUUUUUUUUCUUAAUCAAUGAGGUUAUUUCAAUAAUUUUUAAUAUGUAACAGAUAAAACAAAAUAUAUAAAUUUGUAU
This is a messenger RNA of Adelges cooleyi (spruce gall adelgid), 701 nucleotides long. RefSeq lists its product as uncharacterized. Gene Ontology annotation, biological process: RNA catabolic process. The record is from RefSeq and is a predicted model, not a curated record. Gene Ontology annotation, cellular component: ribonuclease H2 complex. The coding region runs from base 176 to 565 and encodes 129 amino acids. Lineage: Eukaryota; Metazoa; Arthropoda; Insecta; Hemiptera; Adelgidae. The transcript has 2 exons.